CAGACUCAUAGCAGUAGAUGCUUCGUACUACGGUUUUCAAGCUCAGAGCAUCAUAUUCUCAUCCAAAUCAAUUAAAAAAACCCUAGAAAUUGAAGUCCAAAACAGAAUUCAACAGAAGUUUUUCGAUGAAAAGCCAACUCUAGAAGCAGAUGUUACCCAAAUUCUAGAGGGAAAAAUCUCGAUGCAGAACUAUUACCAAACACCUGUUGAAAACAUGGAUCGGAACCUAUACCCAUCCGAUUUAAACCAAGGGAUCCGUUUUUCUGUUCAAACAUCUGAAUUCGGUAACAACUCUUCUUCUACGGCAAGCUUCUCCUCAAAUGGCAGCUCUAUUUCACAACAAGAUUCUCACUCCUACAUUCCAGACACAUACCAUUCCCCUGACUAUACUUACACCUCACAUGUAAGUAGGGUUGGUUUCACAGAUACCAACACAGAUGAUCUAGAGUACAGACUAAGAGAACUAGAAACCGCCAUGCUUGGAACCGAUCAAGAUUUCUUGGAAUCUUACAAUGGUUCAUCUUCUUGGGGUGAAACCAAUCAAACAAUUUCAGACACCAUGUCAGAGAUGAUAUCAAGAGGAAACUUCAAAGAAUUGCUCCUCGCGUGUGCCAAAUCAGUUGCAGAAAACGAUUCAAUCACCGCCAACUGGCUAAUGUCUGUGUUACGCCCUAUGGUGUCGGUUUCCGGCGAGCCAGCUCAUCGUUUAGGAGCUUACAUGCUUGAAGGGCUAGUUGCAAGACUAUCUUCUUCAGGCAGCUCAAUCUACAAAACCCUAAAUUGCAAAGAACCAACAGGAAACGAACUCUUUUCCUACAUGCGUGUACUCUAUGAAGCAUGUCCUUACUUCAAAUUCGGUUACCUAUCCGCCAAUGGCGCGAUAGCAGAAGCCAUGAAAAACGAAAACAAAAUCCACAUAAUCGAUUUCCAAAUCGCUCAGGGUUCCCAAUGGGUAACCCUAAUCCAAGCUCUCGCCUCCCGCCCCGGUGGGCCCCCCACCCUUCGCAUCACCGGCGUCGAUGACUCCACAAACGCGUACGCGAGAGGCGGUGGUGUCAACAUCAUCGGUCAACGGUUAGCAAAUCUAGCGGAAUCAUGUAACAUCCCGUUCCAAUUCCACGGAAUCCCGGUUUCCGGUUCCGAGGUCGAGGCUUCACAUCUCGGAAUCGUCCCGGGGGAAUCGUUAGCGGUUAAUUUCGCGUUUAUGCUUCAUCACAUGCCGGACGAAAGCGUGGACCCUUUAAAUCAUAGGGACCGAUUGUUGCGUCUCAUAAAAGGGUUGUCUCCGAAAGUCGUGACACUUGUCGAACAGGAAUCGAACGUGAAUACCGCUCCGUUUUUUCAUCGGUUUCAAGAGACUUUAAAUUACUACACGGCUAUUUUCGAGUCGAUCGAUGUGACCUUACCACGGGAUCACCUACAGAGGAUUAAUGUUGAACAACAUUGUCUUGCGCGUGAUAUUGUGAAUAUAAUCGCGUGUGAGGGUGCGGAGAGAGUGGAGAGACAUGAACUUCUUGGGAAAUGGAAAUCAAGGUUUACAAUGGCGGGAUUUAAACCGUAUCCUUUGAGCACGCUUGUGAAUUCGACUAUUAAGGCUUUGCUUGAAAGCUAUUCGCAUAAAUAUAGACUUGAAGAACGUGAUGGGGCUUUGUUUCUUGGUUGGUCGAAUCGAGAUUUGGUGGCUUCAUGUGCCUGGAAAUGAUAAUGAACCUGAAUGGAAUCGGGUGAAGUUUGUAAUAAGUUUUGAAUGUUAACCCUUGGAAUAUCUUUUCUUCUUGUUAAAUAUGUAUCAUAUGUAAAAUUCGUGGUAAUAAAUGUUUCAAAUUUUAGGUACAUUAAAUGGUAAA
Molecule: messenger RNA, 1847 nt
Organism: Lactuca sativa (garden lettuce)
Lineage: Eukaryota; Viridiplantae; Streptophyta; Magnoliopsida; Asterales; Asteraceae
Product: scarecrow-like protein 21
Source: RefSeq, a predicted model, not a curated record